This is a messenger RNA of Acanthaster planci (crown-of-thorns starfish), 3798 nucleotides long. Its product is annotated as 4-trimethylaminobutyraldehyde dehydrogenase-like. Gene Ontology annotation, molecular function: oxidoreductase activity, acting on the aldehyde or oxo group of donors, NAD or NADP as acceptor. NCBI's taxonomy places the organism in Eukaryota, Metazoa, Echinodermata, Asteroidea, Valvatida, Acanthasteridae. The record is from RefSeq and is a predicted model, not a curated record.
GUCCUAGUCAGCUGAGAUAAGUGUGGAUCCGGUUGGGCAGCUUCCCUAGUAUAGUAGUGGAAAGUAUUUGUGAUCAAUCACUCUCGUUAGCCCAAUUAGAUCACACAUACCAUGGCUCAGCUAGGAGUCGGUCGGCAGUUGAUAGUUCUGUCUUUCCACGCGCGGCUGCAGCUGCAGCACCUCAAUGCUGGUCUCUCGAGGCGACGAUCUCUACGGAAGUUGGCCAUGGCUUGCACAUCACGUUCGGUCAGCACUUUCUUUCAGAAACCCUUGAAUUUCAUCGGUGGCGAACGGGUAGCACCGACAGAUCACACGCAAAGUUUUAAGGUCUUCGAGCCUGCCACAGGGAAUGUGUUGUGCGAGUCACCUAGCUCUAGCCAGCAGGAUGUUGACCGUGCUGUGGCUGCUGCCAAAGACGCCUUCCAGGAAUGGUCAGAAACUCCAGCACUUGAGAGGGCCAGGAUACUGCAGCGUGCAGCCAGCCUAGUCAGGGAAAGGGUAGAAGAAUUUGCAACCAUGGAGACCAUCAAUGUCGGCAAAUCCAUCUCUGAGUCUCGUGUCGAUGUUUACUCUGCCACUGAUGCACUGGAGUUCUUUGCUGGACUGGCACCAAGUCUAGCAGGUGAACAUUUCCAGUACCCCAGCGGCACCUUCGGCUACACAGUCCGAGAGCCCCUAGGGGUUUGCGUUGGCAUCGGUGCCUGGAACUUCCCCAUCCAGAUGGUGGGCUGGAAAUCUGCCCCAGCCCUGGCAGCCGGUAACACCAUGGUGUUCAAGCCCUCCCCGUUCACCCCGGUGACUGCCGUCCUGUAUGCCGAAGCGCUGCUAGAGAGUGGCCUUCCUAGAGGUGUCUUCAAUGUUGUCCAGGGUCAGGCAGUGACCGGCACUGCCCUGACCUCUCACCCUGAUGUAGCCAAAGUGUCCUUCACUGGGAGUGUCCCCACUGGAAAGCAUAUCAUGAGGAGCUGUGCCGAUGACCUGAAGCAUGUGACCCUGGAGCUGGGGGGUAAGUCUCCACUCGUCAUCUUUGCUGAUGCAGACCUUGAGAAUGCUGUGAAGGGAGCGAUGCUGGCAAACUUCCUCACUCAAGGGGAGGUGUGCUCCAAUGCCACCAAGGUGUACGUGGAGCGCAGCAUCAAGGAUGCGUUCGUCGAGAAACUCCUGGGCAGAGUCAGGUCCCUGAGGCUGGGAGACCCGCUGAAGGAGGACACCCAGGUGGGAGCACUCAUCAGCAAAGAGCACAUGGAGAACGUGCUGGGCUACAUUGAAGGAGCCAAGAAACAGGGAGCCUCCGUCCUGUGUGGGGGUGAGAGAGUCACCCCCGAAGACCCUAAGCUUGCCAGUGGGUAUUACCUCUCUCCCUGCGUGUUGGACAACCUGACAGAUGACAUGACCAUCAUCAAGGAAGAGACUUUUGGCCCCGUGCUGACCCUCUUGACCUUUGACACCGAGGAAGAGGUCACCCAACGAGCAAAUGACACUCCUCUGGGGCUUUCAGGUGGUGUAUUUACAAAAGACAUUCAGCGCGCUCACCGCGUCAUCAAGAACAUGAGAGCAGGGUCAUGCUGGAUCAACACCUACAACACAUAUCCCGCCGGCUGGCCGUUCGGCGGCUACAAGCAGUCGGGGCUGGGCAGGGAGAAUGCCGCCGUCACGCUCAACAGCUACACCCAGCUCAAAAGCGUCUACGUUGAGAUGGGCGACGUGGAUUCCCCGCUGUAAAAAUCACUCCUGGCCUGUACAUCAAGUCUGAAAUGUUGCGAGCUGUCGCGACGUAGAUUAACCUGUCAAUGAGAACUGUGCAAUGUAGCCAGUGGUGGAUUGUACUCAUGCUCAUGCUGGUACAUUUAAUUUGAGUCAUGUCUAAUUGGAGCGAUUCGCAACACUGCUGAGUGAAUGUUAACGUAUCUCCUGCCACUCCAAAUAUGGAUGCUUUCAAUGCUGCAGCGAAUACAUACUUAAUGACUAUGUUGUAAUUUGUAUGAAAUGUAGUUUUUUGAUGGGACUUCUACAGGGCUGCUUUUCAUCAUUUCUGAUGGCAACACCAAGCCAUGGAUUGAUCAAUUAAAAUGAGGACUCCAAUCAACGGAAAUGCACAUUGCACUGUGGGUAAAGCUUGACGAUGUGCAACUCUGUGUUUAAAACCGCUCUAAAUCAUUUCUCCUUGCUCAAGCUGUCACAACCAAAUCCUUCCACUCAACCUUCUUGUAGGAACAUGCGAAGCACUGACAAAUCAAGACAUUUUUUUGUUUACCGACUCUCAGUGCACCAUACCUCCGAAGUGCUGUAACCGGUAAGCACCUUGUAGUUACCGACACUGACCCGCAAACCAGAAAUGGACUUUGGAGGGGAUAAGCGUUGGGAUGGCACUGCAUUGUGCAUCGCUCCUGUUUGCUCAUUUGAAGUAGUAUUUCAGAAUACACUGUACUGUGCAUAAAUUACAGCACUUGCUGUCGGCCAUUUUGACAAGUCAGCCAUCUUAAAUGAAAAGCAAAGCGAUUCCUGUUAAAUAUUUGAAAAUCCUAAUAUGUGUGGAAAUGAACAUGAUGCAGAAGGGGAAUAACUAAACCCCAGUGGGGGUCUGUGCCCCCCCCCCUUUGAAAAUUUGAAAUGUACUGACACACACUCUAUGCACAAGCCCCAAUUCCUUGACUGUCGGUGCCACCUUGAAAAAAAUGAGUGCACCCCAGGUGUCCCCCUUAAAAUCUACCCUAGCCAUGCCACUUUCAUGCAGUAAGGCUAAUCAUAGAUUACCACUCCUGUGCUCCAGUGAGUCGUUAUGGCUAAAAUCUCACAUUACCUUGAAUGUCCAAAUUUGACAUUUUUCUCAACAUGACACUUUACCUGCAGUUGUUGUAAAAUAGUUAGGCUCCUUCCCACUUCAGAGCAUUCUAUAAAUAAAGUGGACUCUUGGAGCAAGAUCCAAAAUAUCACCAUCUCGCGAAUUAAAGCCAAUGGAGGCAGUCUAGAUCUUCUGGAAAGAAUGUGAUUGAAAAUGUAAACCCCGCCAUCUUAGUGAGAUAUUUAAGAUCAGAUUUGCAGAGGGAAUCGAAAACUAAUUAUAAUAAUAAUAACAACAGUUUUUAUAAAGCGCUUUUAACUAACUUAGAUCAAAGUGCCUUUACAUUCCACGAGUAAAAUCCUUAAGUUAUUAAUAUUGUAAAACGCCUAUUCCUUGGGGUGUGUGAGGAAUUCUAUCAGUAUUCUAGGACUCGAGACGUUUACAAUUUAAAAUCAAUUAUUGAUUUAAUUUUUUUAAAGGUUUCUGAAAGCCAGCUAGUAUUCACUUUUCUCAGCCUCCAAAGAAUUGUAAGAGAAACAUGGUGGCGGAGAAUGGUUCAUAGCAAUGGGGGCGCCAGACCUCGGUGGCUGUGGGCGCUAGUCUGGGGAAGGCAAAAUCCCGUAGGUGAAAAUGAUCCUUCAUUUUCUCCUGGGUUAUGAUGCGGAGUCGUAAAACGAAAAGGUUGAUCGCCCUGUCGUAGUAUGUGACAAAAUAUGUGUGGGUGUAAGCGGCUUUUCACACGACACCAUGAAGAGCUGCCAAUGGUUUACAGCCUAUGGUAUGCCAGAGUUCAUUUCUACGUUUUGGUGUAAAUUAAGCACGAUUAAGCAUUGGGCAAAAUGUUGAGGAACCCGAGUGAUCCUCCAGGGAAUAUUGUCUAAAUAAUCUUGGAAGAGACACUCCUAGGUGUUCUUGAAGCCAGUACGUAAAUAUAGCUGCGUGGAUGUUACAUACUUUAUCAGUGAAACGUAAACUUCCCGGUUGAUCAAAAUAAAUCUUAACAGACAACCAGUCUU